ACAUGGCGCGUGCGGUGCCGCGAGGGCCGCCGACACGGAGCGGCAACAAUGGCCGCGAGCGAUUCCAGUCGGUUUCAGUCGCCAGUAGCAUCCCCGUGUGGUCGGACCGUCGUCUUGGCUGCCGAAACGGUCCGCGGACAACACGCGCCGCCCGCUCGCGUUCCAACCGUAUAAUGGUACGUUCGGGAUCAAUCGCCGCCGGCACGCGCUCGUCGUCAGCAACACUUAACGCACGUCCGGACGCCGGGCCGCACAGCAUUCGCGUUUGAACGCUUCCCGGCCGUCCGCAUCGCACGCCGCCGCCGCCGCCGUACACGUCAGCCGAGGGAAAACCGGAGACGCGGACAUGCGGCACACACUCGGACGGAUCGUCGUCGCGGUCGUUCUGUUCAACGUCGCGAGGGCCAACUGGUGGUAUUUGGGCCUGGAAAGUUAUCCACCAAAAGAGUUUGACCCGUUGAUUAGCCACAAAGAGAAUUGUUAUCGAUAUCAAUUUUUGCAGAGUAGACAACAACAGCUGUGCGAUCUCGGUGAAAACAUAAUGAGUGUCGUGAGCAGUGGCACGAAAAUGGCCAUCGAAGAAUGCCAGCACCAGUUCGGCACGCAGCGAUGGAAUUGCACUACGUUUUCAAAUAACACGUCUGUUUUUGGCAAUGCCUUGAAAUACAGAAGUAGAGAAAAAGCGUACGUCCAUGCCAUUACGUCGGCAGGCGUGGCGUACGCGAUCACCAAAGCGUGUUCCAGAGGAGAGCUGAACGAAUGCAGUUGCGACAGUAAAAUUCAAAGAAAACACUCCAAAAAGAACUGGCAAUGGGGUGGAUGUUCAGAGGAUAUACGUUUUGGUGAAAAAUUUAGUCGUGAUUUCGUCGACUCGAUCGAAGAUACUGACAGUGUUCAAGGGUUAAUGAACGUACACAACAACGAAGCCGGACGGAGGAUCAUUCGCUCUAGCAUGCAAAAAGUAUGCAAAUGUCACGGUAUGUCCGGUUCAUGCAGCGUGCGAAUUUGUUGGAUGAGACUCUCAUCGUUUCGCGAUAUCGGAGACUCGUUGAUGGUACGAUACGAAGGCGCUUCGCACGUACGGCUAGGAGAGAAAAAACGGAAGAAAAUCAAAAAACUACGACCGGUCAGAAUGGACCGAAAGACGCCUAACAAAACGGAACUCGUGUACUUGGAUUCAUCUCCGGACUAUUGCGAGCACAACGAAUCGCUGAGCAUUAUGGGCACUUACGAUCGCGUGUGUCAAGGACUGGACGGAUGCAGGCAUUUGUGUUGCCACAGAGGAUUUCAAAUCAGAUUGAGGGACGUUGAGGAAAAGUGUAAAUGUAAAUUCAUCUGGUGUUGUAACGUCGCUUGCGAAGUUUGUAAAUACAAAAAGGAAGAAUAUAUUUGUAAUUAAUCGUACAACUUGAUCCGUCUCAGUGUAAGAUAUUUACGAUUUAAAUGAAUGAUAUUAUAUUAAAUAUAAGUGUCACCUA
Sipha flava (yellow sugarcane aphid) is the source of this 1478-nucleotide messenger RNA. Its product is annotated as protein Wnt-1-like. Gene Ontology annotation, biological process: cell fate commitment; neuron differentiation; canonical Wnt signaling pathway. Lineage: Eukaryota; Metazoa; Arthropoda; Insecta; Hemiptera; Aphididae. The transcript is spliced from 7 exons. The coding region runs from base 347 to 1399 and encodes 350 amino acids. Gene Ontology annotation, cellular component: extracellular region. The record is from RefSeq and is a predicted model, not a curated record. Gene Ontology annotation, molecular function: cytokine activity; frizzled binding.